ACCAUCUCCGCCAUGGUUUCUUCCUACCACCAUGUUCUACAUGUACCGUCGAGCAUGUCAUGCGGGAUGGUCACUUGCUCUCUCGUUCUCUUACCUUCCACCCCCUCUCCUCAACCUUGAUGAUUGAGGUAGAGUCUCCAACGGUAUGGUAGAUCCAUUCACGUUGAGGCAUGCUUCCACUGUGUCACAGUGAUGGAUGCAUGCUGUUCGUUAGUUCGAUAUCUGCCACUCGUGGUAUCGAACACCCUUGCGUGUCGUAUGUCUUUCAGGCUGGAUGUUAUGCUACGUGGACAUAUGCCUGUAGACGACUUGACUCACCAGCCAUUUGCGUUCGGAGGAACCACCUGUCAACCAGUUCCGACGCACCCGCCGAGCUCAGCCUCUCCGCUACUUCAUGCAGUAGUGGAUGUCAGCCUCCCGGCCUCUCCCCAACCUCACUCGAUUCCGCUGGCAUUUAUCCCUCAUAUCUUCCAACACCCCUACCGGCCUUUCGACAUAAGAGGCUACCAUCACUGUCAUUGUCUGGCUUUUAUCUCAACUCGACUUGCCCUCCUCAAUGGAUGAUCAGUGUCGCAGAUCGUCUACGCGGCACUCAUACGAUCCUCCGUGGCCGAGCUUGUCAGCCUCAUCGCUCACUCACGACCCGUCCACUUUCCCGCGAUCUCUAUCUCGCCUCCGCGCACGCUGCUCAAGCAGUAGUGCCCUUGGCCUCAUCCUCUGACCCGUUUUUCGUCAUCCUUUCUUAUUCGUUUACUAUUGUGUCAUUAUAUGUAGUCUGGAUGUCCGAUCUCAGCUCAUACCAUUACUCUCACAUUAGCUUGUGAGGGAUGGUUCAACUUAUAGCUGAACCUUCUUGGUAUGAGCUUAGACCGGUGGACCAGGCCGACUCGUCCUCUUUCUGUUCUUAUCCACAGAGGCUAGUUGUCGGGGAGGGGAAGGUCCUCCCUUUUUUUCAUAGCCUGACGCUCGGACUUUGCCCUGUGUGCAAUGUCUUUGAGUAUUGGGUGUCGAGUCUUCGGCUCGCUUAGUUUUUCUUUCUUUCUUCUUUUCAUGUUCUACCUUUCCUUUCCGCUUUGCGAUAACUACUUUUAUUCUGCGCGAUCCAUCCGUUAUCGUCCUACACCCACAUUCCUAUUUCCGCUGUCGUCACUCGUGCCACACACGUUCCGAUGCACCAUCUAUCUAUCCUCCCGCAUUCCUAUUCCGGCGUUGUUAAUUCGCCAUUUCUUACUACAAUCUCUAUGUUUCCUCUUUUCAUUCUUACGUCCGCCUCUUUUUUUUCAAUCUCAGAAUCGCGCUCGUUUUCACUCAACUCUCCUUAUUUAUACCUACACUAUAUGCUAUACCAUCACACUUCAUCCGUUUGGGUUCUUGCGCGUAUGUUACGUACCUACCCUGCGGCUUCCUAUCAAUCAUAUCGGUGACCACACGCUCGGCGGGAUGAGACCUAAAAGCAGACACUCAUAAACACGGGGCGCGUAGGUAGUGUGUAGGCAAAUCUAUCCUGGGGAAACACAUGUAUCAUC
Molecule: messenger RNA, 1526 nt
Organism: Somion occarium
Lineage: Eukaryota; Fungi; Basidiomycota; Agaricomycetes; Polyporales; Cerrenaceae
Source: the annotation of a GenBank genome assembly